CUGCAUCGUGUAUUCAAAUCAACUAGCAGCGUUACAAUGUUGAUUCCCGACGAGGACGCUUUGGAAGCUUUCGAAAGUUUCACGUUGAUGGUGAAGUGUCUCGGUCUCUACCCACCAGUGACAUGCGCCAGGAAGCGAUCAUCCUUUCGUUACAAGCUCUGCAAUUUGCUAACCAUCGCACUGUCAGCUACUUUCUACGGAUUUCUGCUUCUCUUCCACUCACUAGAUCUGGAAACGAUCAAGCUCGGUUCGGGUUCGCUGAUCACCUCGCGAAUGCACGAUUUCUACUUUGUUUCGCGAUACUUGACAGUAGUGGCGGUGCUUUUACACUCCUUCAUUAACCAAGACAGUGUGGAUCGGCUGUUCUGCCUACUCAACGAGGUGUCCAGUGUGAUGGCUAAUCUGAACAGAAACCAAGGUUCUCGUGCCUUCAUCGGAUACUUUGGAACGCUUCGGUUUGCUCGUCAUCUGCGCUGGAUGUCAUUGGUAUAUCCGCUCAUGUUUGUUGCAAUGACUUGUUUCGUAGAACGCUGGCUACCGAGCUGUGGAUUGCAGGUGCACGCCUUCAAUGUGGUUCGCUUUCUUUACUUUUACUCCUACGUUCAUCUGUGGGUUCAGGCAAUUUUAACGCUGUUCUUGGUGCUUGCUCGAUUCGCCGCAUUGAAUCGCCUGUUUCGGUGA
Messenger RNA from Anopheles maculipalpis, 681 nucleotides. RefSeq lists its product as uncharacterized. The transcript has a single exon. The record is from RefSeq and is a predicted model, not a curated record. Lineage: Eukaryota; Metazoa; Arthropoda; Insecta; Diptera; Culicidae. The coding region runs from base 37 to 681 and encodes 214 amino acids.